GGGGGAAAUGUAACAGUAAUUAAAGGUUGGAGAGUAAUUAAUUUAUCAUAGUUGUUAAACAAUUUGGUUCGGACUUUAACCCUAAACUUAACCCAUUUCUUGUUUCUGGGGAAGCUCCCCAUACCCACUGUUCACUGUGGUUGCAUUCAAUUCCAUAGCGCCAUACACAAACAUUUCUUUCUGGCAGAAACACUAACUAUUUUAUUAUAAGUAUUUAUAAUGUCCAAUCAACAUGGGUCAUGAAAUUCCAAAUUUUUAUCCUCGUCUGCCAUUGGAGAGCUAUAGUCCAUCCCACAGGGAAGACCUUUUUUCAUACUAUGGAAUUUAAUGCGGAAAAAUAUUAUCUUUUGGUUAUUUCCAAAACACUUUUACUUUUCUUCUUAUGUCAAACUAGUCCAAGUACUCUGACUGAAGAGGGCUAGACAGACAUUUGGACAGAUAUUCAGCCCUACAGUCCGAGAUCAAGCUAUGUUUUUUUUCGGGCAAUCGCUGCCCACCACACGGUAGUCAAAGAAUCCCGCUCUAAUACCACAACAAUCCUAUGUUUGACGUUAAAUACCUUUUCAUUGAUCAUUUUUGAGCUACUUGAUUUUGAAAAAUCCACAUGUUCAUCACUAAUACAUGCACUACAGAAAGAAAUCCAACAGCACCCACAUUCAGCUAAACUCCGGGACACUCAAACGCAAAGACAGAAAAUUACCUAAUAUUUGGUAAUGAAGAAACAGAAAAAGACUUCAAACCUAGAUAUUAAAUAUAUUUAUUUUGGUGGCCGAAAUGACUCGAUCCAACUCUGGGUGAAUGGGAUUAAAGGCGAAACGGCACAGGGUUCAAAAUGGUUUCAGGGCAAAACAACCCGGAAUACCAUCUUUCCAACUGCCCAAAUAUUUUUUGUAAAUAUUUAUUAAGACUUAGUUAAAUAUACCUUAACACUAUGUCCUUUAAUUAUUAACUGUCUUCACCAUGAGCAAAGUGAAGGCGAGCUGAAGAUCACUCUACUAAAAUGGUUCUAGAUUGUCGAAGAAUGGGCAGGAAGAGUAGGAAAGGCGGGGGGAAGACGAGUCCACCCACCACGGGUGCCACUUGUGAAUCACCCACUCUGUCCAAGGCAGCCAGGAAGGAGAUCGGCGAACUUGUCAGUCAGCUCUUACAAGUCUGCUCAAAGCCAGUGGCUACCGGAGUGAAGGAAUGGGAAGACUACCCUGAGAUCCACGGACUGAUUGAGAAAAUUAGAAAACUCCAGUCACCUCUUGCCCCAGCUGAGAAGAACCGAGAGGAGUUCUUCCCCGCAUUCCUGGGCUGGCUAAAGGAGAAUGGUGUGCAGACCAAUUCUGUUGAGAUUGUUAAUUACCCCAGUUUUGGUUUCGGCCUACAGGCAAGACAGGAUCUAAAGGAACCUGAGUUAUUCCUGUCCAUACCUAGAAAGCUCAUGAUGACAGUUGAUUCUGCUAAAAAAUCUGGUCUAGGUGCAGUCUAUGCAGAAGACAAGAUUAUGCAAGCCAUGCCAAACAUAACACUAGCUUUACAUUUGCUGUGUGAGAAGAAAAAGGCGGAUUCCUUCUGGAAGCCCUAUAUUGACAUUCUCCCAUCUUCCUACACGACACCGCUGUAUUUUGGAGAAGAUGACUUGCAGCAUCUCAAGGGAUCUCCAGCACAUGGUGAUUCAUUGAGCCAGUAUAGAAAUAUUGCCAGACAGUAUGCAUAUUUCUACAGACUGUUACAAAAGAGUCCGGCAGCUUCCAGUCUUGCCAUUAAAGACAGCUUCACGUUUGAUGAUUACAGAUGGGCUGUCUCAUCAGUGAUGACACGACAGAACCAGAUUCCAACACCAGAUGGCUCUCGAGUGACCUUUGGCCUUAUUCCACUGUGGGACAUGUGCAAUCACACCAAUGGAUAUUUUACUGCGGACUUCAAUGUUGAAAAAGACUGCAGUGAAUGUUUCUGCUUGAGAGAUUUUAACAAGGAUGAACAGAUUUACAUUUUCUAUGGUGCCCGGUCCAAUGCGGAGUUUCUUGUUCACAAUGGCUUUGUUUAUCCUGAAAAUGAAAAUGACAGAUUAUGUCUAAAGUUGGGUAUUAGCAAAGGAGAUCCUCUAUUUGUUUUAAAGUCAGAAGUGCUGUCAAAAGUAGGGCUGGAAUCUUCUCGGGCAUUCUUCCUCCAUUGUGGUGACAAUCCGAUUGAUGGAGAUCUUUUGGCAUUUCUCAGAGUGUUCAACAUGGAAGAAGAGCUCUUAAAAGAAAGGUUUUCUGGAGAAAUGGCCGCAGAAAAUCUGCAGAAGUUAAAGGAAUUGGAGCAUCCUGUUAGUCCUGAAAAUGAUCAGAAAGUUUGGAAUUUCAUAGAAAUGCGAGCCUCAUUGAUACUGAAGAGCUACCCAACAACAAGAGAGGAUGAUGAAGAAGAGUUACAGAAGGAGGGUCUGUCUGAACCCCACAGACUGGCAUUACAGCUGAGAGUGUGUGAAAAAACUAUUUUACAAAACACUGUCAAAUACGCUGCAAAAGCAAAGCAAGAAGAGACUGUUGAAAAUGGCACCUAGCACUAAGCAGUGCCUGGUGUCUUCACACACAAAUUUCACUUAACUCUUAAAUGUCACUUCUAUUUUAACUUUUUUAUAAGGUGAAUCUUUAUUUUAUUUUUAUUUUUUUGUAAUUUUAAUUCUAUUUAAGAUGAAAAUUUGACACAUAAGAAGUUAUGACAAAAAAACAAUUACUUGGACUAAUUUUCAUAUUUUUUUCUAUUGACCCUACAUGUAGUGUGUUUGAGACAUCUCAUUGUGGAGAUGUCUGGUGCUAUUGUUUGCUCAGAUCAUCAUUGUAUAUUCCCUGGUUUGUAGUGAUCAUGUGGGUGUUAUAUUCAUAUUCCUUGACUAAAAGAAAGGUAUAUUCCCUGGUUUGUAGUGAUCAUGUGGGUGUUAUAUUCAUAUUCCUUGACUGAAAGAAAGGUAUAUUCCCUGGUUUGUAGUGAUCAUGUGGGUGUUAUAUUCAUAUUCCUUGACUGAAAGAAAGGUAUAUUCCCUGGUUUGUAGUGAUCCUGUUGGUGUUAUAUUCCUAUUCCUUGACUGAAAGAAAGGUAUAUUCCUUGUUUUGUAGUGAUCCUGUUGAUGUUAUAUUCCUAUUCCUAUACUUAAAGAAAGGGGACAAAUGUCAGUACCAUGUGAUCUACACACAAACAGACAUUUUUAAAUAACUGUCCCUUAAUGUUUUUACACAUAAAUUGCACAUGCAUUGUGUAUUUGACCCAGAACAAAAUGAUCUACAUCUGAACCAACUAUUGUGAAGUUAACAAAUUUAAUAUCACUAGAAAGUAUCAUUAUGUUAAGAGAAAAGUGACACGUAGCCAGAUAAAAACAGUUAAUUUCAUAAUCAGUCUCCUGUGUUUUCUGUGAAAAACAAAGACAUCUGACGGUAGAUUCCGAAAUUUGUCUGAUUGUCAUACUUGUCACUUUAAAGCCUACUGCAGACGAGAGCUGCCAGCUAAGAAAAACGUUACUUAAGACAUUUUGCUCAGCUGUAGGCUCCUAGCAAUUUCACUGCACACAAUGAGCUACGUGCUGAGCUAGUUUGCUUACAACUGUCACAAUGACGUCAAGAUGACUCAAUUUUCGUGUUGGCUAAUUCAGCUCAGCUGAUGGCAUACGUAGCCUGCACACAGUGAGAUUUUUGCCAUGCGUGGCCAGAAUAUCAAACACGAUAGAUAUUUUUCUCAUGACCAAAUCUUUUUUUUUGAUGCCUUUGAUUUAUUUACUCAAAUUUAUCAACAUGUAGUACAACUGGUUGUGUUCUGUUUGCUAAUAUAUUGCUGGUUCUGGCAGAUUUGAAGAGUACCAGUCUUGUAUGCAUUUGUUUUCAUUUUAAUCAUAUCACUGCCUAGAACCGAUAUUGUCUAUUGCUUCUGUUAUAUCGACAAAUCCUGGUAGUGUGACUACAAAAAAUUGUGAUUAAAUCUUUGUCUUCUG
Molecule: messenger RNA, 3952 nt
Organism: Gigantopelta aegis
Lineage: Eukaryota; Metazoa; Mollusca; Gastropoda; Neomphalida; Peltospiridae
Product: actin-histidine N-methyltransferase-like
Exons: 16
Coding region: 1001-2533 (510 amino acids)
Biological process (GO): peptidyl-lysine trimethylation; peptidyl-lysine dimethylation; peptidyl-lysine monomethylation
Molecular function (GO): transcription coactivator activity; histone H3K36 methyltransferase activity; protein binding
Source: RefSeq, a predicted model, not a curated record